Bathycoccus prasinos is the source of this 1761-nucleotide messenger RNA. RefSeq lists its product with no specific name. The transcript has 2 exons. NCBI's taxonomy places the organism in Eukaryota, Viridiplantae, Chlorophyta, Mamiellophyceae, Mamiellales, Bathycoccaceae. Gene Ontology annotation, molecular function: glycosyltransferase activity. Bases 1 to 1761 code for a protein of 586 amino acids. The record is from RefSeq and is a predicted model, not a curated record.
AUGGGAGCUCUCAUCGUGAAGAAGACAAAGAAGACCAAGGUUCUAUUUAUCUCCUACGAAUACACGUUCGGGACGUUUUCUGGGAACGGUGUCUUAGCCGCGAGCACGGUGAGAGGAUUUUUGAACGACGAUUCCGACUUUGACGACGACGACGACGCGAUGACGACGGAGAUUUUGGUGGUGUGCGCGAGACCAACAGAAUUGGAGGAAGAAUUACGUAUGGAAAAAGAAGACGAAGAAGAAGACAAAGGUGUUCUCUCUGUUCCGGUUCCGAAGUCGAAGUGGGGGAGGUUAGAUAAAACGUGCGCGUACGAAGAGUUCGCGACGAACGUCUCCGAGAAGCAGUUGGAGGCAAUCGUAAAGUUCCGAGCAGAUGUCGUUUUAGGCGUAGAUUGGUCCUCGCUGGAAGUCUACGAGAGAAUACGAAAACGAUAUCAAGAAGAAGAAGAAGACGGGUUUUCACCACCGCCUCCUCCUUUAACGUAUCUGAAUUACCGCGUGUUUACGUUACACGACGAAUCGCACCGGGCAUUAGAGCAACGCAUGAUUACCGCUUCGACGCACGUUAUUUGUUUGUGCAUCAACGACGCGAAAUUUUUGCGAGACGCUUUCGUAGGCGGCGAUGACGGCAAAGAGAUGGUCGUCGCGGUGGUGCUUCACCCGCCCUUGCGCGAGGACGUUUUAAGAGACGCCAAGAAUGCACUCGCUCGAGAACAACCAUCUCCUGUUACCUCUACUACUGGUGCGAAAAAGAAACGAAACGCUUUGACGUGCGUCGUUCGGUUGAGCAAAGAGAAGGAACCGGAAAGGUUCGUCGAGCUCGUCGAGGAACUCGCCAAGCGCGACGCUUUUGGUGAUACGUUGGUACCAAUUCUCGUCGCUCCUGCAACUUCAGAGUUUGCUGAAGGGUUGAAAAAGCGAUUCCGAGAGGCGACGAAGAAUAUACCGAACGCUUCCGAGUUGUGCAUCGAGUCCUUCUUGAACGCUACGCAGCUCGGUGAGAUUUAUUCGAGAACGAAAUUGAACGUACACCCGUGUCGUAAAGAUGCGUACGGCAUGACUGUUAUCGAAGCGGCGGCGUUUGGAGCACCAAGUUUGGUGUGUUCUGGAGGCAAAGUAGGAUCCAGUGAACUUCUCAUGGAAAACCAAGGUGUCUUUUCCUUCGACUAUGAGAACAAAUCCGUCGAAGCGCUCGCGGAUUUCAUCACAAACAUCGACGAGAAUAGAUUAGAAGAAGUAGCAAAAAUAGGAAGAGAGAGAGCUUUGGCGUACGACGAAACAGAAUACGCGCGUCUCAUAUCAAAGGGAAUGAUGAUACCGAAAGAACGAGGAGUAGAGACGAUUCGCGAAUUGGCAGAAUCAUACGCCAACGCGCUCAUCGCCUUCUCGCUGGAUUAUGAAAGCCGAGAAAGCGUGACAAUUAUGACAAGAAGCAGAGGCAAAGAUGACGACGGUGAUGAUGUAAAUAUAAUAAGUAGUAGUAGUGCAAAAACAUUAGAAUUAGAAGGUUGGAUAAUCACGGCGGACAAUCCCCACUCGAUGAAUACGGGUAUUGGAGCAAACGCAAUUGCAAAGAAAGCGCUCGAACACGAGCUCUUGGAUGCAUUUCCACGCGUUCAGCUCGGUCGCUCGCUGACUUCAGAAUAUGACUCGGAUGACCCCGAUGAAAUGAAAUGGAUCGAAUGUGGAUACUUCGUGCCUUUCAUUGGAUACAAGACAGAAGAGAGUAAGAUGAGCGUGGAACAACGCUAUAUUUUAUAA